AUGGUCGUUCAUAGUUUCUAUGUUAUUAAUCGCAGUGGUGGUUUAAUUUAUUCUUAUGAACAUUCAAUUCCAAAAAUUGAAUUUGAAAAAACAUUUAGUUAUCCAUUAGAAUUUGUCUUGAAACAAAGUGAUAAAGGUGUUCAAGUCUAUUUUGGACAACGUGAUGGUAUUAAAGUUGGACAUAUAAUAUUAUCAAUUAAUGGCAUACCUGUUCGUGGUUCUAAAAUUGAUUUUGGUACAUCGACUACAGUGACAAGUGGUGAUGGUGAUGAUAAUCGAGAAGGUGUUUCAACAAGUCGUGAUAUUAUCGAAUAUUUACAAGAUUCAACAAAUUAUCCAGUAACAAUUAAAUUUGGUCGUACACGUUUAAAUGGUAAUGAAAAAUUAAUAUUAGCUUCUAUAUUUCAUUCAAUGUAUGCGAUUGCUUGUCAAUUAUCACCAGAAAUUAAUUCAUCUGGAAUUAAAGAAUUGGAAACAGAUCAAUAUAAAUUAUAUUGUUUUCAAACAAUAACAGGACUAAAAUUUGUUGCAUUAACUGAUCCAAAACAGGCAAAUGUUGAUCUAUUUUUAAAACGAACAUAUGAAUUGUAUAGUGAUUAUGCAUUAAAAAAUCCAUUUUAUUCAAUAGAUCAACCCAUAUGGUGUCCACUUUUUCAACAACAUAUACAACAAGCAAUUGAGAUGGUAGAAAAAGCACCAUUGACGUUAUAA
Molecule: messenger RNA, 711 nt
Organism: Didymodactylos carnosus
Lineage: Eukaryota; Metazoa; Rotifera; Eurotatoria; Philodinida; Philodinidae
Source: the annotation of a GenBank genome assembly